Pseudomassariella vexata is the source of this 2229-nucleotide messenger RNA. RefSeq lists its product as uncharacterized. Gene Ontology annotation, cellular component: membrane. NCBI's taxonomy places the organism in Eukaryota, Fungi, Ascomycota, Sordariomycetes, Amphisphaeriales, Pseudomassariaceae. Gene Ontology annotation, molecular function: glycosyltransferase activity. The record is from RefSeq and is a predicted model, not a curated record. Bases 370 to 1785 code for a protein of 471 amino acids. The transcript is spliced from 2 exons.
CGUGUAUUGUAUCUACCUCUAACUUGCUUGGCGCUCAUCUAGAGCCGUGGCAAAUACCGCUCUCCUUUUCAGAACUUUAGCAUAUUUGAAUCAAAAGUUUCAUCACCACCACCAUCACAUCGUGUCAAUCCAACCCCUCCCUUCCGUGUCGACGUUUCGUCACGUUUUGCUACCUUUGGCCUUCUGGCUGUCGUCACUCGCUUGUCCUCUUCAUUUCUCCGAGCUGGUGCUCAAGUCGCAUGCCAUUAAUUCGACGACCAGACCGACAUCAGUACCUUGAGACUGUGUUCCGAGACAUCCUCCGAACUCAACUCGAACGAACCCGGCCAGCAAGUACAUGACUAGCCUUAGGGCACCUCAGAUAUUACCAUGGGGCUCAGCAUAGAGCAAGGAAAGCGGCUUCGGCAUUGCAUUGCAGUACGACCAUCGAGGUCGCGUCUGCAGCUUGUUCUUUGCGUGUCGGUGCUUUUCAUCUUCUACCUGCUUACGCCGUACGACAGCCAGAUACGGUCCUUCCUCAGAUUCCAGCACAACAUCGUUGACGACUACAUUCAACACAAUCAUCCCAGCGACAGAUGGCUAUUCAAGCCCCAGCGGUAUCCCAUCGACCCUAAUCAAGAUAUCGGCAUUAUCGUCAAGACGGGUUAUGGCACGAGGGACCGCGUACCUCAAGUGCUGGCCGCCCUGGGCAAUGAGACAUUCAUGAGUGACAUGCUGGUUGUGCAGGACUACCCGCUGCUUCGACGCCAGAACUACACGCUGCCUAAUGGAAAGAGCGUCCCUAGCGUCGACAUCAUUGGCUGGAUGCUGGAGAACAAGAUGUUAGCUGGCAAAGAACGUGUCGAACGUGUGACGAAGUACGAGCAUCUCGCCGAUGCUAUUGAGGCCGAGGAAUGGUUUGUUUCGGACGGCCUUAGCAAAGCUAUUGGCUGGGAACUGGAUGCAAUGAAGUUUAUCUCGGGCCUCCAAUAUGCCUGGCAAACGAUGCCUAAGAAGAAGUGGUAUAUCAUGGCAGAUGACGAUACCUUUGUUAUCAAGGAGUCUCUCAACAUUGUUCUCGGGCAUCUCAACCCUCGCAAGCCGCAGUACUUGGGCAAUCCUAUUGGCGACUACAAAGGGCGUUUCGCACACGGUGGCUCCUCUGCCGUCAUAUCUGGCUCCGCCUUGAGCAAACUCUUCGAUGGCCACCCCGACAUUGUUGCCGAAGCUCACCUCGAAUCACCAUCCGCGGUAUGGGGCGACAAGCUCCUAGCGACAACAAUGAUGAAGAUAGGCGUUUACCUUGACGAAGGAUACAGUAGGCUAUUCAAUGGCGAACCCCCUGAGAUGACACGAAUGUGGGCAGAUCGGUUCUGUGUUCCACUUAUUUCCUUCCAUGGCCUGGGCGAUGGUAACAAAAUGGAGCAGGUGGGCAAUGUUUUCAAGCAUAUCAGGGAGCCAGUUUUCUGGAGGCAAUUGGGUAAGAUCUACGGGGCCGCCGACUUCGAGACUUUUGUCAAGGAGCCCAUCCGCAUAAACCAGGACUUUGUGGGUCGACUAGACGAACACAGCACGAGCAUAGGGGAUGUCAGAACUGUCGAGGAUUGCAUCAAGAUCUGUACCCGGCAAUCUGACGAGUGUAUUGCGUGGACAUGGGAUCAAGCGGCAAGAGUAUGUCAUGUCGCUCCCUGGACGAUUAUUGGAGAUUAUCAUGAAGGCGUCUUCUCUGGCAUCAAUGCACCAGUCGCGCAGAGAAUAGCCAAUGGUUGCCGCUCCCCGCCGGCCCCGCGCCUGCCCACUCAAUAGGAAUUCGGCCUGGAAUUGUUUUCUAUGUGCUUUUUCUCCGUCCAUUUCUGUAUACAAACUAAAAGGUACAAUGUUACCUUUGGGUACAAGCCCAAUGGUCGGGUGGCACGGAGGGGAAUUACUCUGAUUACAGAGACCUCCAGUAUGGAAUGGGUCACGCGAUGAUUGAUGACACCGGGGAAGUUGAGUAAUGUAAUGGCACCCGAGGAGACAUGUCUUGGAUCCCUUAUACCUAAUUAUUGACGUUGGUAUACAACGUGUGCAUGCUUGACAUGCAAAUUUGAACCAUACCCUUCAAUGCACGUGCUGCGGGUCGAUUGCGGAUAACUAAAGUGCGGAUGUACAACAGGGGACAACCCUGUUGCGGCACAGCUGCAUCAUUGCCAGAGGAUCACCUCGACCCCGCCCAGUACGGAAACCCUUAGACGGUGACAUUCCCGAGGU